AUGGCUUGUUUGGCCAGGGCCGAGACCACUCCACGCAUACUCAUCGGUCCCCUCAGACGAAGCUCCCGAUUUGUGUGUCUCUCUUCAAGAGAAUCAACCUCGAUAACGAUACCAACAGCCCGCACCAUAAGCACACGACCCCAGUACCCCCGCCAGCAACAACCGCUCCGCCCCCUUCCACGCUCGCCCGUAACACCAGCGACAACGUUCCGGACCUAUCACUCUCACGACCACCCCCCUCCCCCAGGGCCCUUCACCCCGGCCGAAACCGCCCUCCUCUGCGCUGCGUAUAUUCAUGUUCCUAGGCAUGGCUUUACCGCUGAAGCCCUCGCCCGCGGUGCUCGUGAUGCUGGCCUCCUAGAUAUCAGCCCUUCGGUGCUGCCUGGGGGAGAGAGCGGGGGCGCGUUUCGGCUGAUUUGCUGGCACUUGUAUACACAGAGAACGGCGUUGGGAGGGAAGGUGGGGGGGUUGACGGGAGACGCUGGGAGUCCGAUCACGAAUGUUGCGGACAAGGUUGAGGCAUUGGCAUGGGAGAGGUUGAAGGGUAAUGCGGAGGCUGGUGUGGUGGGGAGGUGGCAGGAGGCCCUCGCCGUAAUGGCACACCCAUCCUACGCCCCAACAUCAGUCAAAGAACUAGCCCAGCUCGCCGACGAGAUCCUCUACCUGGCCGGCGACUCCUCGGUCGACCCGUCGUGGUACUCCAAGCGCGCGUCUCUGUCUGCGAUUUACGCCGCCGCCGAGCUCUUCCAGACUACCGACCAGUCUCCCGAUUUUCGCGAGACGCGCGCUUUCCUGCGCCGUCGCCUGCAGGAGGCUGCCCGUAUGGGCGGUGCUGUGCGCUCGAUUAGUGAGUGGAUUGGAUUUAAUGCGGGUGCUGCGGUGAAUGUGUUGCGGAGUAAGGGCGUGAGGAUAUAG
This is a messenger RNA of Dichotomopilus funicola, 915 nucleotides long. RefSeq names its product COQ9-domain-containing protein. Gene Ontology annotation, biological process: ubiquinone biosynthetic process. The transcript is spliced from 2 exons. Gene Ontology annotation, molecular function: lipid binding. NCBI's taxonomy places the organism in Eukaryota, Fungi, Ascomycota, Sordariomycetes, Sordariales, Chaetomiaceae. Gene Ontology annotation, cellular component: mitochondrial inner membrane. The record is from RefSeq and is a predicted model, not a curated record. The coding region runs from base 1 to 915 and encodes 304 amino acids.